AUGGUCUCCCUGGCAAAGGGGCCACAGUACAUGAGCCAGGUGGAGUUCACCAUCGACAGGAGCGGUGAAGGCGCUGUCUGGUACGACAUGUCCUCCGUUGAAGGCGUCUCUGGGGGCAUCACCAUGAACUAUACGGAUGCCUCGGGCAACGCCCAGACGGACGUUGCCAUACCCGGGAAAUUUUCCGGCUCCGAGCUGAGGGUAGUGCCUGCGCCCGGCAUCGGCUUCCCGACCGUCCUCUCCGACAAGAACGUGCAGGGAAGCUGCGAGUGCGAGUCGUUCUCGCCCUCGUCCAACCGGUGCAACACCGACGCCUGCUACGCCAGCUGCCCAGGGCCCCUCGUCGACAACCCCUGCGGGCAGCACCGCUGCAGGGAGUGGUACGCCAGGCAGUACGAGGACUCCUCGAGCUACUGCGGCUGGCUGUACGCGGAGGGCGCGCAGACCUACUGCUGGGCCAUGGACGAGUGGAAGUGCGUGGACGCCGACUGCGGCUACGGCGGGGAGGGCCAGCCGAGGAAGGACUGCAGCUCGAGGUACCCCGAGGACGCCCCCGCGAACAGCUACAGCUGCGGCCACGGCGGCAGCAUGCCGGGACCCAACGGCACGCAGUGGUGGACCUCGGGCGCCGGGUGCGAGGACAAGCUCGUGAGGGGCGUGCCGACGAACCCCGCGCCGCCCAUCCUCGUGAAACGGCGGCCGCAUAGCCAUCAGCUUCGAGAAUUUGCCCUGGCUCCACGAAUGAUGCGAGCCGGCAUGUGGCGAGCCUGGGCCAUGGCUCGCAUCUGGCCCCCUAUCCACGUUGUCGUCGUCGUCCCCGUCUGGCUCCUCUCAGAGAGGCCGCGGGAGCGAGAGCCCGACGCGGCAGGCCCUGCCCAGCUCCUGCAUCUCCACCAUACUCCGACUCCUCCCUCUCCUGGA
This is a messenger RNA of Prorocentrum cordatum, 921 nucleotides long. The record is from the annotation of a GenBank genome assembly. Lineage: Eukaryota; Dinophyceae; Prorocentrales; Prorocentraceae.